AUGAGAAUCGCCGACGAUACGGUGCACGUCGGUAACAGUUUCAACUUGCCCCCCGCGGGGCCGCAGCCUUCUGAGAGCCGUAACAGUAAAGCAGCAGUGACGGAUAUCCAUAGUUACACCCAUAAGUGGCAGCGCACGAUGGCCCGGCCGCACCCGACAGACCAGUAUGGGUUUUAUCAACGGCUCAACUGGCUUUUCCAUGGGGCCGCGCGGGGCGCGGGAACGAUAGUGAGGGCGUUCCAUCGGUUGGGCGGGGAUGGAUUAGCCGGGCCUGGGAAGAUGGCCUCCUCGGAGCAAGCGGAGCAGCCCAGCCAGGCUGGCUCCAGCCCUGCACCUGAAAAUGCAGCGUCUCGAGAGCCACUGAUUGUGACAGCAGUGAAGUUUUUACAGAACCCACGAGUCCGCCAAAGUCCUCUUGCAUCCAGAAGAGCAUUUCUGAAGAAGAAAGGCCUGACAGAUGAAGAAAUUGACCUGGCUUUCCAGCAGUCGGGCACGAGCACAGAUGAGCCACAGUCCCCAGGUCCUUCUGCACAGCUGGUACCACCUCAACUCUCUCACCCUGUGGUGCCUAGUCCACCUGGCUCUAGAUGGCGAGAUUAUGGGGCUUUGGCUAUCAUAAUGACAGGAAUUGCCUUUGGAUUCCACCAGCUCUACAAGAAAUACUUGCUUCCUCUCAUCAUGGGAGGCAAAGAAGAUAGGAAACAACUUCAGAGGAUUGAGUCAAACAUUGCUGAGAUGAGUGGCAGUGUGACACAGACAGUGACUCAGUUACAGACAACUUUAGCAGCUGUCCAGGACCUGCUAACCCAGCAAAAACAGAAAAUCCAGGAGCUCACCCAAGAACUGGCUGCUUCUAAGGCCACAACUUCUACCAACUGGAUUCUGGAGUCACAGAAUAUUAAUGAAUUGAAAUCUGAGAUCUACUCAUUAAAAGGGCUUCUCCUGAACCGGAGGCAGUUCCCUCCUUCCCCUUCGGCUCCUAAGAUUCCAUCAUGGCAGAUCCCAGUGAAGCCAAGCUCACCCUCCAACCCUGUUGUUACCACCCACAACAGCAGCAGUGACAUCUCACCUGUCAGCAAUGAGUCCGCCACCUCAUCCCCAGUCAAAGAGAACCACAGCCCUGAAGGUUCGAAGGUCAGCUGCCAUCUGCUGAGCACAGAGGAGGGCAACAAGGCAGUGAUUGACGUCAAGAGCCAAGUGCGGAUGGAGGUGCAGGGUGAGGAGGAGAAAAGGGAAACCAAAAGGAAUGAAGAGGAGGAAGAGGACGAUGAGGAUGAUGAUGUUAGCCAUGUGGAUGAGGAGGAAUGUCUGGGUGUCCAGACUGAGGACCGGCGAGGAGGGGAUGGUCAGAUUAAUGAGCAAGUGGAAAAGCUACGAAGACCUGAGGGGGCCAGCAACGAGAAUGAGAUUGACUAAGGCACCCUGGCUGCUGCUGUACAUCUUCCCUAGCCUCCUGCACUGUCCCUGGUGCCU
This is a messenger RNA of Indicator indicator, 1473 nucleotides long. It is a transcript of the gene PEX14, whose product is annotated as peroxisomal biogenesis factor 14. Gene Ontology annotation, cellular component: peroxisomal importomer complex; peroxisomal membrane. Lineage: Eukaryota; Metazoa; Chordata; Aves; Piciformes; Indicatoridae. Gene Ontology annotation, molecular function: signaling receptor binding. The transcript is spliced from 11 exons. The record is from RefSeq and is a predicted model, not a curated record. Gene Ontology annotation, biological process: protein import into peroxisome matrix, docking. Bases 1 to 1416 code for a protein of 471 amino acids.